This is a messenger RNA of Brassica napus (rape), 5613 nucleotides long. Its product is annotated as cytochrome P450 705A1. Gene Ontology annotation, molecular function: oxidoreductase activity, acting on paired donors, with incorporation or reduction of molecular oxygen, NAD(P)H as one donor, and incorporation of one atom of oxygen; heme binding; iron ion binding. Gene Ontology annotation, cellular component: membrane. The coding region runs from base 76 to 1668 and encodes 530 amino acids. Lineage: Eukaryota; Viridiplantae; Streptophyta; Magnoliopsida; Brassicales; Brassicaceae. The record is from RefSeq and is a predicted model, not a curated record. The transcript is spliced from 3 exons.
CAUCUAUAUAAACUAUUAUAUACUUUCAGAUAACUCGUUUUAAGGCAUUUCCCUCCUCAUCGUUUUUGAGCAACAAUGACAGCAAUGGUCCACCUUGAUAUUCAAAAUUGUUUGAUCUUUACUCUCGUAUUCCUCUUCCCAACCCUCUUUCUCUUUGUCUUCUUCUUCUUUAAGGAACCAAAGAAAAGCUUUGAUCUGCCUCCAAGCCCUCCUUCUCUUCCGAUCAUUGGUCAUCUUCACCUUAUCAUCUCUUCUUCAAUGCACAAGUGUUUUCAGAAAAUCUCAUCCAAGUACGGGCAAUUCCUCCAUCUCCGCAUCUUCCACGUCCCCAUCGUUCUCGUCUCCUCUCCCACAGUGGCCUAUGAGAUCUUCAAGGCUCACGACACGAACGUCUCCUAUCGUGGUCCAAUUGCUAUCGAUGAGUGCAUUGUGUUUGGUUCUUCUGGCUACAUCAGAGCUCCCUCUGGUGAUUACUGGAGGUUCAUGAAAAAGAUCAUCAUGGCUAAGGCCCUCGGUCCCCAGGCGCUAGAGCGAACACGUGGCGUCCGUUUAGUUGAGCUAGAGAGGUUCCACAGGAACCUGCUGGAUAAGGCCAUGAAGAAAGAGAGCGUGGAGGUCGGCGAGGAAGCGAUGAGACUCGUUAACAACACGCUGGGAAAGAUGAGUAUGGGAAGUAGUUUCUCAGUGGAGGACAAUGACGGUGGGAAAGUGUGUGAACUAUCAGUCGCGUUCACUUCCUUGUGCCACAAGUUUUGUGUGGCGCAAGUAUUUCAUAAGCCGCUAGAGAAGCUAGGGAUCUCAUUCUUAAAAAAGGACGUGAUGGAGGUUUCACACAGAUUUGAAGAGCAUCUGGAAAAGAUUCUUGCGAAAUACGAAGAGAAAGUGGAGGAACAUCAAGGUGCUGAGUUUAUGGAUGCAUUGUUGGAAUCUUAUCAAGGCGAAACCGCAGAAUAUAAGAUGACUAGGAAGCAAAUUAAGGCGUUAUUUGCGGAGCUUUUCGUUGGAGCAGGUGACUCCUCUUCUUCAACAACACGGUGGGCAAUGGCAGAGAUCAUCAACAACCCUAAGAUUCUUGAGAGACUAAGAGAAGAAAUCGAUUCAGUGGUGGGGAAAAAUAGGUUGGUUCAAGAAACUGAUCUAACAAAUCUACCUUACUUGCAAGCUGUAGUCAAGGAAGCUCUACGAUUGCACCCUGUGGGAGCUGUGGUGCCAAGGGAGUUUCAAGAAGGCUGUACGAUAGGAGGGUUCUACAUACCGGAGGGAACAUCACUUGCUGUUAAUUCUUAUGCUAUCAUGAGAGAUCCUGAUUCUUGGGAAGAUCCUUGUAAGUUUAAGCCAGAGAGGUUUCUGACUUCUUCAAGAUCAUGGAAAGAGGAGGAGAGAAAAGAGCAAGCACUGAAGUUCCUCGCGUUUGGCGCAGGAAGGAGAGGAUGUCCUGGAUCAAAUCUUGGUAGUACUUUUGUAGGAACCGCGGUUGGAGUGAUGGUGCAGUGCUUUGACUGGGAAAUCGAAGGAGAUAAAGUCAACAUGGAAGAAGCUUCAGGAUUGAGAUUCUUUAUGGCUUUGGCUAAGCCACUUAAGUGCACUCCUAGUCCUCGAAAUAUGAACCAUUUACCUUCUGAUUCAAGAGGUCAGGAUUACACUCGGUUUCAAUUAGCUAACAUAUAACUCUAUAAAGGUUCAGAAGAUCGUUAUUACAUAUGUUACAUGCCUUAUUUUUGCAUUUGUACGUUCAUGUUGUUGAAUGCAUUAUGCAAAUACCUCCUUAAACAUUGUAUUUUAUUUUUUUAAAAAAAUAUUAUUUAUCUUGAUGUUAAUAUCGUGACAAAAAAAAAUCUUGAUGUUAAUUUAAAAAAAAAAGCUUGCUGUUAAUAUAUUUGCCACUCAGUAAAUAUUUGGGUAAAUUAGUGUAUCAGAAUAUAUGGUAAUUUUACUUAACAAAAGUGCCAUGUACUCGAUUAAGAAAGUAUCACAAAUCAACCACAAAGGAAGGAAGAUAUACUACUCUAUACUCGAAAUCUUAAUAUCGUGUUAACAGAGACAAUCCUUUCCAUCUUGGGCUACGUAACAUACAUUAAAUAUAGCUUCACACUGAUCUUAGCUUUGUUCUAUACAGCAUUGUAUUGUUUCUUGUGACCUUGUGACUAUUCACAAGAAGAAAUAAUACUGAUUUAUCGAUUUUAUGGUUCUUAAACCGAUCAACGAAAGCCAGUCUUCACUCGAUUCAGAGUACUUUGUCAGUGAAAUCAGAGUAAAAUGCAUAAAUAAACAGAAAACGAAGUCUUUCUCUUUUCGAAUUCACUAGAACAAGAAAAUAUAUUACACCAAUAUGUUAAUGCAUAAAUCAAACACAACCUUCCUAAAAUACCAUCAUUUUCUAUUACAAGCAUUAUUUAGGAUAAUCUUAAUCCUACGUUAAAACUACCCCUAGAGCUUAGACUUCAAUUUUCUUAAACUCGGAAGUGUGUAAACAAAUACUUCGAUACCCAAAGCAAAAGACUAGCUCCAAAUGCUUGAUCACACAAGCCCUAAACAAAGAUCUCGGUUUUCUUAUUUUGUAGAGACACAUUUUUUCUUGGAUGCACGUCCGCUUCUUGUAUACAUAACCAGAAUUUGCUUCCAAGUUCUUCCAAAUGCAAUUUAACUAACUUUCAUUUUUAUUUUAAGGAAUAACUUUUUUUCUUUUUCUUUUUCUUUUUCUUUUUCUUUUUCAGAUAAUAUCAUUUAUAUUUUACUAGGUAGUUGCCCGUGAAUUCACGAAUAUAAAUAUUAUAUGAAUAUAUAUAUUAGACAAUGCAAUUUUUAAAUAAUAAUUAGAAAAUUAAAAGGGUAGUUUUUAACUCCAAAUACUUUGAAGAUUUAAAACUCAACAUUGUAUUUUUUAAAACAUGAGAUUUAAUGAUAAUUUCAUUAAUAUUAAUCUAAGUCGUUACAAAUAUGUAUUAUACCUGAUUUUGAUCAAACGAUUAGAAAAAAUCAUGAUCAAUGAAUCAUAAAUCUAUUUUAAAACACUUUAUAAUCAUCACAUUAUCUUAUCUAUCAUCUCAUUUAACUUUGAGGCAAAUUAAUUCUCAUUUUCAAAGUUUUCAUGCAUUUAACAAAUGCCAGUAGAAUUAUCUAUGCAAUUAUUAAAGUUUUUGAUGUUGUAGAAUUCAUGUUUGUUGCUUUUACGUCUAUGUCUUGAGCUGCCUGGAGAAUGUUGUGAUUGUAGAAGUAGCCAACUUUGCCAAAACCUUACUCUAGUAAAUGACCAGAGCCCAUAUGUGUCGUCGUGUGCUGUCCAAAAAUCAUGCACUUUAUAUAUAUAUGUAUCUGUGUCAGGUAAAAAAAAUUAAAAAACAAAAUUUUUCCAAAUUAUCCUCUAAUAUUAUACCUAAAAUAUAUUUAAUUAUAAAAACUAAAAUUUAAUUUACGAAUUUGGUAUUUUAGCAAUAUGAAAUUUGCAAAGUAAUAUAUACAAAUUAAAUUUUAAAGUUUUCCAAAAAAAAAACAUUUUCUACUUUAAAUUUCCUUUCUUUUUACUUUAAAUUUCCUUUAUUUUUACUUUAAAUUUUCAUCAUUUCUACUUUAAAUUUUCAUUUCUUUUAAUUUUUAAAAUAAUUAUAUUUUUUAUAAGUGUUAGAAGUGUUAGAACUAUUUAGAAUUUAAAUCAAUUUGUGAGUCAUAUAAAAGAAAAAAAUAGCAUAUCAUAACCGAUUUUAAAUCAAUACUAUUAAAUUAGGAACAUGUCCGGUUGAUAAUGUUUGGUCUAAUUAUUUACAAUCCACUUUUUUAAAUAACUAAAUGCCAGUAUAUAACAUAUAUAUCUAUAACGUGACUUGGUAUUUUAUAACUUCCUCUCCCUUUUACUUCAUAUAAUGGACAUAUUUAUAGGAACCAAAGAACCAAAACCCAUUGUGAACUUAAUUCAUAAAUAACUUAGUGAAUCCUAUAUCAUAACCGGCUUUAAAUCAAUACUAUUAAAUUAGGAACCACUGGUAGAAAAAAUCGCUAUAGCUACGAAUUUGCUACGUUAUUUUAGUAGCAAAAUGGAAAAAGCUACGAAUUUGCUACGAAUUUGCCACGAAACGUAAAACGUAGCAAACCAUAUCAAUUUCGUAGCUAAAUUAGCUACGAUUUUGCUAUGAAUGUAAACGUAGCAAAAAAUUGCUACGAUUUUGCUACGAAUAUUACGUGGCUAAUAUACAAAAUAUCUUUUAGCUACAAUUUGCUACGAAAAUAUUCGUGGCUAUUUGAAACCCUAUACCCUAAACAUGUUUCUAACCCCUAAACUCUAAAAGUAAACUUUAAACUCUAAUAUUUUCAUACUAUAACCUCAAAAUCUUAAAGUUAAACUCAAAUUUAAUCACUUUUAAAAUAACUUUUCAAAUUUUAAAUCUAAACUCAAACACUAUAUAUUUCAAACCCUAAACUCUAUAUAUAAACUCUAUACCCAAAUCAUAAAUCAAAACAUUAACUCUAAUAUUUUCAAAGUUUAACGACAAAUAUCAACUUAAACUCAAAAUUUAAUAUUUUAAAUAAAUUAUUUCCAAAACUACUAAAAUUCAAACACUAUAUUCCAAACCAUAUACAAUAACUCUAAAUUUUAUACACCAAAUCGUAAAAUCCAAACAUCAAAUUUAACCUUUUCAAAUUUAAACACCAAAACCUAAACAUAGAUACUAAUAAAAAAAUUUCAAAUUGUAUUCUCAAAUUUUACUCUAAACCCCAAACCUAAGACUCCAAAUAAACUUUAAUCAUGAACAUUAACCUUAUAUUUAAAACUUUUAAAUUAGACUAAACUUUUAACUUUAAUCAUAGUCAUUAAUCAAAUCCUAUAUUAUAAAUCUAUUAUUUAAAUUUAAAUUAAUUUGUUUAAACCCCAUAUAAACCCAUUCAUAUUUAAGUGAAUUAGAAGCUUAUUUGAUGACCAAAGAAAAAGAAUUAACAGCUUAAUUCUGAUUGGACCAAAAAGUGAGGCGUGGAUCACCAUUUUCGAAUCUCUGCCGUUGGUAAUAUUAAUCUUACGGCUCACAUUAAUUCACUAUUAAUAUUUUAUGUUUGUUUUAUCUCUUUCUUCCUUUCUUCUUCCUCCACACGAUUCUAUACUUCUUAUUUUCUUCUUCUUCUGUACCUCUUCGAUCUCCUCAUCUAAUCUCAUCUCUCUUAUCCUCUUCCCAUCUCUCUUUCUCCUCUGCUCAUUUUUCAUUUACUUUUCUUCUUUCAAGCAAAUGGAUCUGAACGAAGAGGAUUACCACCGUCAUGCUUCUCACCACCAUGCUCCUUUCUAUUCGGUUGCGCCCUUCACCACCGCACGCUCGUCAACACCACCACCGGAAAGUGGAGGAGGCACAGGAUUGAUGAAUGAGUCACAGGAGAUUGAUGGAGGAGGUAGCAGUGGUGGGUCGUGAGCAGAUCCGGCUUGAAUGUUGAAGACGAAGAAGCUCGGUGAGGAGGCCGCAGGCGGCGGAGAAUAUACAUUAGGUUUAGAUUAGGGUUAGGUAUAUUUUUAAUUUGGUUUAGUAUGCUAAACCGAUUUUAUUUAUUAAUAGUUUGAUAAAUCGUUUUAAAUUUUGUAAGCCAAUUUGAUAUAUAAAAUAUAAUUUAAUAAUAUUUUUUUAUUUCGUAAAUUAA